Corticium candelabrum is the source of this 2419-nucleotide messenger RNA. Its product is annotated as protein shortage in chiasmata 1 ortholog-like. The transcript has 15 exons. The coding region runs from base 123 to 2231 and encodes 702 amino acids. NCBI's taxonomy places the organism in Eukaryota, Metazoa, Porifera, Homoscleromorpha, Homosclerophorida, Plakinidae. Gene Ontology annotation, cellular component: condensed nuclear chromosome. The record is from RefSeq and is a predicted model, not a curated record. Gene Ontology annotation, biological process: resolution of meiotic recombination intermediates. Gene Ontology annotation, molecular function: single-stranded DNA binding; ATP hydrolysis activity.
CCGUCUGAGACGUUCUGUAUGGUCACACUGGAACGUCUACGCUUUGUAUUGAAAGAGAAAGAGAAAGAGCUUGAUGACCGAAGAGUCCAGUUGGUCGAUCAAUUUAAGUCUGUUUUUGUGUGAUGGUACUCGAGUGCUAUCACGUUGUUGUAGAUGCAGCAAUCGUGGAGGCAUACAAACAGACUGCAUGUUUGUAUACUCUGAUUGAUGUUGCUGAUCUCCUGAUCAAUUGCAGUUUUCAUGCAGCAACAGAUCGGUUUACGUCAAUUCAACAGCAGCAGCGCGAUGUUGUUGGCAAUUCUCUGGAUGGUCUCGCUCAGUCUUUGCUUGCGAAUCAGUGUGCUCUCGAAGAGCAGAAGAUAACACAUCCGAAAAUUGCUAUGUUGGUUGACAUGGCAACCAAGAUAGUAAAGAACAGGGAUAAAGAAAGUAUGAAGGCUCUAUUUGUUGUAUCACGAAAUGGCGAUGUCUUACUAGACGAGAUAUCUCAGAGUCUCAACAGAGUUGAAGGUUUGCGACUGAAAUUAUUGUAUCCCGGAAAUAACUCUUCAAGUGAUCUAAUGUCAAGUCUGCAGGACUUUGAUUGUGUUGUGACGUCUGUCUCGUGUCUACCGUCUGAUGGUAUUUUGUGUGAUCAGUUUCAACUAAUCGUACGAUACGAAAACGAUGAUUCUCUCGUUUUCGAUCUCGUUGGCCAACAAGUAUCAUCGAGUUGUGUCAACUGCAAGCUGCUCGUUCUCAACGUCGUCGGCUUCUCUCUCCAGCAAGGAGUGACAGAACUCGAUGGAAGGGACGGCGAUUGGAACCGGCAACAGAUGACUUUCAUCGGAUCAACUAAAGUUGUUGAAGACACGGAUUUGUUGCAGCUUUUGGAAGCAAGAUACAACAUCGUUGUGGUUGUUCGGAAUUUUAACGAGUUGGAAGAUUCUUCGGGUCGACAGUAUUUCGCAGACGUUAUUGUCGAUGAACGCACGGGCAUCGUUCUCGUGGAACAGUCAGACCUAUCCCUGCCUACGUUUCUCAAAUCGCUACGGCAACGGACAACGUUUCUCUCUUUCAAAUAUGAGACUUGCUGGAUUAUUGUGCGUUCUAAACUCGAUGACGCUCACAGGCAGUCGUUCGGAGAUUGUUGCAGUAGGAAUAUUGCGAGACUACUGGCGUCGAGCGCUCACUUCUCUCCGGAGGAGAACGGGUUCGAGAUGCGACUGGCGUACGCUUUCGGAAACGACGAGACGGCGAGAAUCGUGAGAGAGAUCGGCGAGUUGGCGUAUGAGGACACAAGAGUAUGGCAGAAAUCUCAAUGGAUACAGAGAUCAUGGCUGACAGAACAAAUGAGUCUUCACGAGAAAUUUCUUAUAUCUAUUCCAAGUAUUAAUUCAUUGAGUGCUCAAGUUAUGUUGACAGCAGCUCCGUUACGAGACCUGCUCUCAAUGUCUAGAGAGGAGCUCUUCUCGACAUGCCGUUGGCUGCCGGUUAGAGUCCUCGAGCGUUUUUAUGAAACAACGCAUUGGGGGCGAAGAACUCUCCUCUCGCCGUCGGAUUCGUUGGUGGACACUCUCCCGCAUCUGAGAUUAGACGUCGAAUCGACAGACCGGUAUGACGAAGAGGCGGAAAGUGAGGCGGCAAUGGUCGAACUGGUCAAUGACAUGUGCACGCCUCCUUCAGUCACCGGUCUCUGUGAACGAACCGACUCGCUGGUAAUGACCGACGACGUUGGAGUCGAUUUCGACUCAGACGUUUCGAUGAUAGAAGAGAGCGUUGAGAGUAGAAACUACAGAGCACAGCAGAGUCGCUGCGUCGGCUUGAAAUCGUUGGGACGGUUCCACGGUGGCAGAACUCGACGUCGACACGCGCGUGACGAUUUUGCUGCUGCUGCUGCUGCUGCUGCAAUGGGGGUGGGUGACAGUCGGAGAGAAGAAAACGAGCGGUAUUGUACUAUGAGACAGUCUAAUAGUCGUGGCUCGUCUGUAAAGUCUUUUUGUCGGGAGGCGUCAUUGCCUAAACGAGUUUGUCCAAGUGGGAUGGAUUGCAGUGUGAGUCAGAGUAGGGAUGAAGCUCACUACACAGGAUGUCUGGAACGAUGCGGUGAGUCGGUGUCGCGGUACGCUGAUGUUGUCACUCGCGGUGACCGUCGAGUCCCGAGCUCCGACCUUUGCGGCGAAUUGGACUCAUACUCAAGUGAGCGGAGCUCGAUUCGCCUGACUGGUCCGUCUACUCUCCCACCUUGGUGAGUCCGGGAAGCUCUCACAGUGGCAAGAGACUCGUGUACAGAAGGGUACCGGGAUCAGUGGACGGUCAGACGAAGUUAGCAUUUUCGUAGUUGGCUAGAGCGAGCGUACGAAAUCAGCACAACUUUCUCUACCUCACCCACACAUUUAUACGGAAAAAAAUUGUAGUUAGUCACGUGGUCUUGAUGCCC